AUGGCGGCUGAACAGAAAGAUGGACGUCCAGGCAAACAAUCUGGAAAAGAAUCACAGCCUUUAAUUAUAGCCAAAACUCCGGCGGAGGAGCAGCGACUGAAGCUGGAGAGGUUAAUGCGGAACCCUGACAAACCUGCUCCUGUACCAGAACGACCGAAGGAAUGGGCGCCACGUGCCCCUCCAGAGUUUGUACGGGAUGUCAUGGGUUCCAGUGCUGGGGCAGGCAGCGGAGAGUUCCAUGUGUACAGACAUCUUCGUCGGCGGGAGUACCAGAGACAAGACUUUUUAGACCGCCUGUCUGAAAAGCAAAAGUUGGAUCUGGACUAUCUUGAGAAAGUGAAGGAAAACCAAAAGGCUGCUGAAGAGAGAACAGCCAAACGCAGAAAGAAAAGGGAAAAGAUGAAACAAAAGAAGUUGAUGGCGAAAAAAGCCAAGCUGGAGAGCAAAAAAGAUGGAGACUCUGAAGAGGAAGCCUCGUCCAGUGAGCAGGAGAAGGAGGAGGAAGAGGAGCAAGAGGCAGAGGAUGAUGCGGAGGUGCCCAGCUUUGUCAUGGGGAGGAGGUGACAGGUAUCCAAGCUCCCGUCAGAGUGUGAAUCAGAAGACCCGCCAGGACUCUACCUGUCCACCACACUAGCCCCCCCCUCUCAAGGCUAAACACAGCUGUGGGGGAUGGUUAGAAUAAAGGCAGCGAUUUGAUGUAAAAAUGUGUGUGUGUGUGCGCGUGUGUGUGUUUUUAAUGUGUACAUUUUGUUUUCUUCUUCCUUGAAAGAUGCUGGCAUUGAAAUCAUGUGAAUUGCAUUCACGUAUCGUUGCCGAUCAUUUUAUGUGUAAUCCAGUUGAUUGACAAGCAAGAUCUGUGGGAAUAGCAGUCUUUACUGGGGAAUUCAGUCACACUGGGAACAUUCAGUCUGAACAUGUUUGUACAGAAUGUGUAUAUUUUUCAAUAAAC
Messenger RNA from Chanos chanos (milkfish), 949 nucleotides. It is a transcript of the gene prkrip1, whose product is annotated as PRKR interacting protein 1. The coding region runs from base 1 to 564 and encodes 187 amino acids. The record is from RefSeq and is a predicted model, not a curated record. Gene Ontology annotation, cellular component: nucleolus. Lineage: Eukaryota; Metazoa; Chordata; Actinopteri; Gonorynchiformes; Chanidae. Gene Ontology annotation, biological process: negative regulation of protein kinase activity. The transcript is spliced from 6 exons. Gene Ontology annotation, molecular function: protein kinase binding; protein kinase inhibitor activity; double-stranded RNA binding.